This is a messenger RNA of Lathyrus oleraceus (garden pea), 924 nucleotides long. RefSeq lists its product as uncharacterized. The record is from RefSeq and is a predicted model, not a curated record. Bases 1 to 924 code for a protein of 307 amino acids. Lineage: Eukaryota; Viridiplantae; Streptophyta; Magnoliopsida; Fabales; Fabaceae. The transcript is spliced from 4 exons.
AUGGAGAGAAUGUGGUUUAUUGAUAGUGGAUGCUCAAGGCAUAUGAUGAGUGAAAUUUCCCUAUUCAUUGACUUCACGCCAAAGAAGAAGGGAUUUGUGAUCUACAAAGACAACAAUAAGGGUGCAACACCUGGUAAAGGUAGUGUAGAUGAUUACUCUAGAUUUUGUUGGAUUAUCUUUUUGCGUAGUGAAGAUGAGACCUUUCCAAAUUUCACAUCUUUUGUAAAGAUGUCCCAAAGAAAACUAAGUUCAAACAAUGCUUCUAUUCAAAGCGAUCAUGGAGUUUUUGUCUUAAAUAAUGGUAAGGAAAACCUUGGAAUGUUUGAUGCAAAACCUGGCAAAGGUAUCUUCCUUGGAUACUCACAGUCAAACAAAGCUUAUAGAGUGUACAAUAAGAGAUUAUUUACUGUUAAGGAGUUCGUGCAUGUUACUUUUGAUGAAUCUUAUCUGAGAAAAAUCAAGAAAGAUAUUUCUUUUCAUGAUGCAAGUGUAUCUUCAGAAGACAUACUCAAAGACACCGAAAAAGGAAUUGAUCAACCUGAAGCUGUGAGACUUGAGGAGGAGGAAGAUGACAAUCCUGAAAAGGAUAAGGAUGAGAGUCGAACUAAACUUAGUAAGCUUGAAGAACAUGAGCAAGAGUUCAAUUACCUAGAGAAGCAUAAACAGAAGAUUAAGAAAGAAAAUGACAGGGAAAAAUAUGUGGAAACGAAGUCAAUUUCUCUAAUGGGUUGUAUCUCUAAGUCCUCUACAAAAGAUCAAGAUGAUGGUGGAAAAAGUGAUCUUGACUAUUGGAAUGAUGAGGAAACGGGGUUGUUUGUUAAACAAUACCAUAAGUUCAUUAAGGGAAAUUUAGUGAAGCAAAAGAAUCUAAUCAACUAUAGAAGAAAAGAAAAAUCCUUAAACAAUUAUGAGAAUAAGAAAUAA